AUGGGUGAGUCCUAGUGCACGAAGCAUUGAUUUCUCGCAUCUUCGACCUCUCACAUCUCCUGCCUUGCGAUCAAUAGCGCCCUCCGAAAGAACGCCUCUAGCCUCGGGUCAGCCGGAGGAGCACCGCAACAGUGCUCUUCCGCUUCAUCGGCCUUCUUCCUAUCCAGCAGCAACAGGUGGGCCCUCUGAGUCGCACUCUACAAGCAGCCCAACGCUGCUCUCUUCCUUUAGAUGGUUGAUCUUCUCUAGCUGGCUCAACAUCCUCCUCGUCUUUGUCCCACUGGGAUUCUUGGCCGAGAAACUUCAUUGGGGCGCUGCCACCAUCUUUACCCUCAACUUUUUGGCUAUCGUGCCCUUGGCAAAGGUGAGCUCAGCACGAGGUGGCGGAUCGUGGAGGGCGUCUGCCUGAACAAACAGCAAUGGCGGAACUCGAGUGCUGUAGCGCGAGGAAGCAGCAAAGCUUGAUCGCUCGAGUGGGAUGCGGUGAAAGGCUGAAGGUGAACAGGAGAAAGUGGCCCAUUUGUCUUUUCGCGCUGGCACGCCAAUGUCAUCAAGCUAGUGGAGCUCUAUUCUGUGCAUACGAGCUCCCAAGCUGACUUAGACAAUCCUCCCUGCAUUUCCCACGCUACAGCUGCUUGGAGAUGCCACUGAGCAAGCAUCCUUGAAGCUUGGUCAGACGCUUGGAGGACUGCUGAAUGCCACUUUCGGAAAUGCCGUUGAGCUCAUCGUAGGAAUCGUCGCCUUGACUCAAGGUCAAUUGCGGAUUGUCCAAACGAGCCUGAUCGGGUCUAUCCUCAGCAACAUUCUCCUCGUCCUGGGCAUGAGCUUUGUUGCUGGAGGCAUCUACAAGGAUGAGAACUUGUUCCAGACUACGUGAGCUAUGCAACAGCGCUCGGAUGCAAGCGUGCAAGCAGCGUAGUGCUGAUGCGACUUCUUCCUGGCCCCUGCAGCGCUGCCCAAGCUUCGGGCUCCAUCAUGACCCUUGGCACAGUCGCUGUGGCGCUUCCUGCCGCAUAUCAAAGCUCCAUCACCAUGCACACCCUCCUCGCAAAUGCGGGUCAAGGGGAGCUCAAAGGUCCGAACAAAGACCCUGAGCAGGGCCUAUUGUUCAUUUCGCGCGGAACGAGCAUCAUUCUGUUGGUCAUUUAUGCCAUCUACCUGGUCUUCCAAUUGAAGACGCACGCCUACCUAUUUGAGGCUGACCAGAACAACGAGGACGAGGAAGAGGAGACGCCCAACAUGACGCCCAUUGCUGCAGUCAUCGGAUUGGGGCUGGUGACGGUCGUGACGAGCUUCAAUGCUGAUUACCUCGUGGGUGCGAUCGACGAAGUAGCGCAAGAGUACAAGAUCCCCAAAGCUUUCAUCGGAACCAUUCUGUUGCCCAUCGUUGGCAAUGCGGCGGAGCAUGUGACCUCUGUCUGGAUGGCUGCAAAGGACAGGUUGGAUCUUUCCCUCGCUGUUGCUCUGGGCUCCUCUAUCCAGAUCGCCAUUGGUCUCAUUCCUACGCUCGUGCUUGUCGGCUGGGCUAUCGAUCAACCUCUGACUGUGAGUAGAAGCCUGUUGCAUUUCUGCUGCGCCAAGACCCUGCUCCUCUGAUACCUUCACGUCCUCUCUAUGCGCCACAUCGCAGCUUUACUUUCAAACGUUCGAGACCGUCGUGCUGAUUGCAAGCGUGGUGCUCGUCAACUCUCUCAUCCAAGAUGGACGCUCGUAAGUCGCUUUUCGUGUCAGCAUUCGUGACAAGGCAAUGCGAGCAAAUGUGUCUCACGCCUUUGAACCCUUCAUCCGCAGCAAUUACAUUGAAGGCGUCAUGCUGUGCGCCCUGUAUGCCGUCGCUGCCAUUUCGUGAGUACGGCCCAUGUUCACUCCCAAUUGUAACAAAGGCGAAUCUUUGAGAAGCUGACUCGCUCGCGCUACACCUUUCAGAUUCUGGGUGGAACCUUGA
Molecule: messenger RNA, 1945 nt
Organism: Ceraceosorus bombacis
Lineage: Eukaryota; Fungi; Basidiomycota; Exobasidiomycetes; Ceraceosorales; Ceraceosoraceae
Source: the annotation of a GenBank genome assembly